AUGUCAUUGCGAGUGUCGAUCGAAAAGGUUUUCAAGAAGACGCCAGGGCUCGAGAAAAUAGAGAUCAUGAGCCCACUAGGCCUGGGAGGUGAACCCGCGCAGGGUGUCCUUCCGGCCGACUUACCCCCCGAGCUGCUGUCAAAAUUGGCCAACAAUGCUCGCGCGCUGAGACAUCACCAGCUUCAGACUCAGAUGCGCGUACAGGCAGUAUCGGAUUUCGUGCGCUAUGUCCGCUGGAUUCCCGAACUAGAUCCUCUCUCAACGCCUCCGGUGCCUCGCCUUGACGGAUACGGCUUUCGCAUCUUCGACGACUUCGACCGCAUGCGAAAGGAGAUUUUUCAACAUGAUUCGGAGUGCUGCCUCUCGCGCAUGGCCGCCGGCUACGCUCGGGACUGGGUGACUAAGCUAGACAAGAAGACCAAGCUACCCCGGGGUGAGUUCGGCAUCGACAUCGGCGAGACGCGGCUCAGAUGGAACAUCCAGGGCUACGACCUAAACUAUGCCGGCGUCAUCAUCGGUCUCGACCUGCGAUACGACCCGCAGACACGACGCCUCCACAUCGAUGGCAAGUCGUAUUUUGAAAAGAGGGGCAGGCAGAACAACAAUACCCUUGGCAAGGCCUAUUCGGACGGUGACCUGCUGCGAUAUAUCACGCAGGAGGCACUGAGCAGAAAAGGAUGA
Lasiosphaeria miniovina is the source of this 681-nucleotide messenger RNA. RefSeq lists its product as uncharacterized. The transcript is spliced from 3 exons. The coding region runs from base 1 to 681 and encodes 226 amino acids. The record is from RefSeq and is a predicted model, not a curated record. NCBI's taxonomy places the organism in Eukaryota, Fungi, Ascomycota, Sordariomycetes, Sordariales, Lasiosphaeriaceae.